AUGCAGGAUUCCUACGAUCCAGAGGAUGAUCUUCCGUUGUGCAUCCGGCACCAGAAGACCUUUAAUGCAAUCGCCCUGCUCCUGUAUGUUGCGCUCGGUGUGAGUAUGCUGUCUUUGUACGAGCAGUGGAGUUUCGUGACUAGCUUCUACGUUAUUGUCCAGAUUGUCACAACCGUGGGCUACGGAGACAUUGCGCCAAGCCGCAGCGGAGAGCUCUUCUUAGCAUUCUAUGUCAUGCUGGGGACCGUCCUGGUCGCAAGCAUUCUGAACAGUUUGAUUGAGUCGAUCGUGGAGGCUUCACAAGCAGAACUGGCGGAUUCGCUGAAGGAAACGAGAGACAGCGUUGUCAGGAGCAUCAGCCGGAACAAGAUUUUCAGCUCCAAAGUGUUAUCCAUGUACUGGAAGCGAACUCCUGUUGCCAACCUGGUGAGGUCUGCAGUUGUGUACCUCCUAUUCCUUGCUGGUUGGGUAGCAUUCUUUGCUCUCUACGAGCGCUGCUCCUGCUCCUAUGGAGCCACCCGUGUGGAGGGAUGCCUGGAUGGAGACAACUGCACUGAAACUGGUGGUGUGCAGCUAUCUUUUGAAGAUGCAUUCUACAUGGGGGUCAUCACCUUUUCGACGGUGGGCUUUGGGGACUUUAGCCCGAAGUCUGAGCUCGGAAGGAUCUUCGGGUCAAUAUGGAUGAUCCUUGGGAUUAUAACCUUUGGCAACAUGGUCAGCAAUGUCCCUGGGCAUAUUCAGCAAGUCAUGUGUCGAGACCGGCCUCAACUUGUAAACCCUCAAUAA
Molecule: messenger RNA, 786 nt
Organism: Symbiodinium pilosum
Lineage: Eukaryota; Dinophyceae; Suessiales; Symbiodiniaceae
Source: the annotation of a GenBank genome assembly